Molecule: messenger RNA, 6554 nt
Organism: Hyalella azteca
Lineage: Eukaryota; Metazoa; Arthropoda; Malacostraca; Amphipoda; Hyalellidae
Exons: 8
Coding region: 184-4857 (1557 amino acids)
Molecular function (GO): zinc ion binding
Source: RefSeq, a predicted model, not a curated record
AUUUAUGUUGUAUGAUGGGUUUGAAGGAUAUUCAAGGAGUGUAGAAAAUAUCGCGGAAGUCCACAGUUUAGGAUCUCCGCCAUGUGUUAGUUGUGGAAAUUCAAGUUUGUUUACACUAACGAUAUUGAUGUUGCCCUUAAAUUUCCUAUUUGUGUGGAGGAGUUCCCUGAAGACUCCUGUAACAUGCAGACAAUAGAAGAAGCCGGUGGUCUGAUCUGCGACCCUCACAUCACUGUGCUCACUGAAGAAACUGUUGUUGAGGAUGCAGAUUGCAGUCAUAAAUACUAUGAAGACAGACAGUAUGAGUUUGAGUUUUCUCAGCCAGUUUCAGAUCAGAAUGCAGUGGAAUAUGCAGAUGACUUGCAGCUACACGAGCGUCUACAGCCACGUGUAGCCGUUCACCUCCUAGAGAAUGUUCCUGAGGAACGCUGUCUUAACAUUGCUCCUGACAAACCACAGCACGGAGACUGGUACGUCUACAGCUACUUGCACGAUCUAAAACGGCGAAGAUUGUGGCAGAGAGACGGACAUUCUUGGAGAAACUACGGCCUUAGAAAGGAAAAAUACAAGGGCAGACUUCUUCACAAGCGUUAUUUCAGGCAAAUAAACGGCAGCAAUCUUUCACGAAUCGUGUACGAAGUUGUAGGUGAUCAUUACCUGCCAAGGUUUCUGGUGCAAUACAUCGACGAUUCACGAGUUCCAAAGGGCGUGGCAAUCCUCGCCAGCAACGCCAGUGUCAGCAACACUAUGACCGGAAAACAACGCAAACAUUCCAUCCGCAAAGAUGCCAUGCGCCGUAGACUCUACACUAUGCUCACUGAUUGGCAAGCCUCGGAACUUCUGGUGAAGACUGUCAAAGGUAGCUGCUGCACUACACCUGCAAACAAACCUACUAAUGGCUACUGGUACAUCUUCAAGUAUGGGCAAGAUCAAACCCGUUCAGAUCUCUGGAAAGAAGACGGCUUACAGUGGGUACAGCACAGUUCAAGUGCUGUGCAUGUGGGUUCCAGGCUUCUGCUCAAGAGGCAGUUUAUCCGAUACGUGGACGGCGCUCGAGUAGACUUCAUUCGACGGUCAUAUGAGUUUGUUGAUCCAGCCGCAGCUUCUCUUGCUGGGCUGGGAUCUCUCAGCACUGAGCAGGUGGCCCAACAGACGUCGUCAACCACCCGGCGACCAGAACCUAUUGACUGCGAGACUGGAAACACUGUGGCCUCCGAUGACGUCUUUGCCGUGGACGAGGAUGAUAACGACGAGUUUGUUGGGUUCGAUUCUCCGGACCCAAAGGAAAGUAAACGGGAAGUGAAAAAAACAUCUCAAAAAGCCAAUGGAAAUGUUUCAGUAGAUGAAGAUACGCAGAAAACGCGAAAUGGUUGGAAAUGGUCACCAAGCCCGCCCACAAAGGAAAAUAAAACUACUAAAGUAAUCAUCAAAGAGGAAGACCCAUUCGACAACGGCAGUAGUUUUGAUUCCCAGGAGGUGCCUGACGUGACGUUCAAUCGCGUCUUAGUACACUACUUGGGUCAUGAUGAUGCUGUGGACAUGCCGGCACCUAAACCGAAGAAGAUGACAAAGGCUGGCGGAUCCAGACAGGCUCAAGUUGCUUUGUGCCGUGCAGUGCCUCUCACCUGCACAGAUGGCACCUUACAGACGUCGAACGUGGGACCUAAUCGCGGCAUCCAUCGUCGCCUGCACCCCCGCGAGGCUGCACAUCUGCUGCAGGUCACUCCGCAACACGAGUGUGUGCCGUACCUGCCUUUGCCCCAUCCUAGGGCAGGACUCUGGUGCGUGCUAGAGAGUGAGGUGGAGGACGGCAGCGCGUCUAGCUGGAGUAGCGACGGCUACAACUGGCGACUGCUGACGAGCGUGGCGUUGGGUGUCGGCGACGAGUCGCUGCUAAUCAAGCGCUACCGACGGACUGUUCGGGGACAGGGUGUUCAUUUGUACCGCUAUGCCUACUGCCUUGCCCACUGUGAUCGCGCUCGAGUCUUGGUGCAUUACAUUGGCCUUGAUGACGAGCCUGAAACUUUCCAGUCUCCCCAAGAUUUUUCUGGCGCCCCACCUGUGCGCUGUAAGGAAGAAGGUGCCGUAGAUGAAACAGGAUUCCUAGACGCAGACACCUGGCCUCAGGUCAGAGAAGAAGACUACCGACAUGGCAAGUGGCAGUAUCUGCAGGAUGAGGAGGAGCAGCCAGAUACCACGACCGUGCUUAACAAGGAUGGCCUUAGCGUUAUGGUGAUCACGCGCCUGCUUAUCCCUCUGGAAAUAGCUACCGUGAUCCACCUCCUGGAAGACACUCCAGAAGAAGACUGUCUCACUUUUGCUCCAGGCAAUCCUAAGAAUGGACAUUGGUUCGUUUUUACCUACGCGGGUCUCCACCCCAUUUGCCAGAAGGGCUGGAAGAAAGACUACUACCGCUGGAGACACAAUGGCACUCACAAACGAGUUAUCCAGGAUAAAAAUCUCAAUAUCCGUUACUAUAAGAGAAUUGUCACAGGGCGUGGUGCGCACUUUAUGCGCUAUACUUACGAAAUACUCGAUGAGGAAGGUAACAAUGUUCUUCAGCGCAUGCUUGUUCACUACCUUGGACGUGACGACAUUCCUGAACCAGCAUCCAGCUACUCACCGAAGUUGCGAGCUAAACUUGGCAUCGGAGCUUCUGUGUUCGUGAAAGUUGGAGACCUCAUGGAAGGCCAGUUCUACACCGUCAUGUGCAGUCGAUUUAUUCCUGAUCUCGACGUCUUGCCUGCAGAAGAUCCUGCUGAACCGACUGCGCUUGGCGGUAGCUAUGGUUCGGUGAUGGAACAGCAAGACCACAUGUUUGUUGAUUCUCAGUACGGUGCCAUAAUGAAGCCCCGGAGAAGCACCAAGCCUCGCGCAAUUCAGUCCGGCAUUGACAAAUCUAACAACUUUUUCCUUGAAGAAGUCCUCCCAUCGCCAGAUUUGCCAUCCUGUGUCGUUGAAGAGGCGUCAUCGCGUUAUCCGUCAGAAGAAGCGGAUUCCUCUGUUGACAGUGGAAUGCCGUACGUAUAUCGUGUUGGCCGAAGCGUCAUCGACUUGGUAUAUGACUUCCUGUACAAAAUCAAAGAGUCUCACUACAUAUUUUUCCAAGUUAUUCCCACAACCAUCGUUGUUAUAGCUUGCAAAUCUAACAUGAAUGAGUAUAAAGCAAUGCGCGUCGCGUCAAAUGCAAACCUUGUUGUCUAUUAUGACAAAACAUGGAUGGUUGACAACUUGUACGUUAGCUCACUCUACACCAAACACAUCAUGUGCGAGUCUGAGACUUUGUUCCCUCUAGCAUUUGCUAUUCAUGAGCUAGAUGAUGCAAGCUCCCACCGCACAAUCCUGGAACAAAUGCUGAUGAGCUGUAAGGCCUUGGAUUCCGCCGACACUGUAAUCCUCACAGAUGCAUCUCCAAGCCUACUGAGCGCCUGUGCCGACUCACUGCCUAAGUGUAUUCGUGCAUCAUCCUGGACAAACAUUCUGGAGGCCGUCAAUCUUUGGUUCAGCCGAAAUGAGCCAAAUUGCGAUAGCUGGACUGCAACUGUCGAUUCUGUUGCUAAGCUUCUGCGAACACGGUCAUUUGACGAGUACUCGCUGAAGUAUCAAGAGUUUUCUGCCGUUUGGAUACCCGAUUUUCGCGGUUUCUAUGACGAAACGUUGUCUGACGUAGUGAUAGCUAGCAAUGCUGGAAGCCUUCAAACUUUGGGCAUGUAUUCAAAGCACGGACUGACCAUAGCUGGCCUACGUGACUUCUUGGAGCAGAUGGGUUUCCUUUUUUCUGACGUCGAGUGUUCAACGUUGGAUUCUCUGACAAACAUGAUCUACUACGUCCUCUACUACUACCACAACGAAAUUGAGAAGGGGAAGCUAAAGGAAGUUGGGACUGCUUUCCGAAGAAAGAAACGUUUCUUCUCAUCAAUGAUCAAAAAGAAAUGUUUCUUUCCCAGCCGAUGUGCUCUGCCUGAAGAUGUUGCUGGUUCGAUCCUGGUGAAAAUGAGGGUACCUGCAUUCGCGAUGAAAAAGGAGCCCGUCCACUCGUCAAUAUUCGACACUGAUGAAAACGUGAGAGAGCUUGUCAACAUUGAGGUUGACGUCGACUUGGAUGGAAACAUUGGCAUUGGUGAGGAAGAAUUUGAGCAAAUCACAAUUCUUGAAAGCGAUCCUCUAGAAUUAAAAGCUGAAAAAAUAACCUGCGUCACAGAAACUGUUGAGGGAGAACCUAUGGUGUAUUCUCAGAGAUCCACCGAUGAUGAAAUGGAAGAGCCUGAACGACGUCUUGGUCGAAGCAAGAGGCCAAGACUGAGAUUGGCCUCAAAUGCAGUGCUGUUUGAUCAGUAUGACGACGAUAAGUCAGAAGAUUUCGUUCCUGGCUCCGUGAAACGCAGAGGUCGCCCGAGGAAACUGAAACAUGACUCAGGUUCGCCACUGCGUAAACCAGUGACAAAGCGUUUCAAGAAGACGGACUCCUCGAGAAAUAAUAAAAAUUCUUACGAAAAACGGAAGAAGAUGGUCAAUUUGGGUCAUUCUUUGUGGAUAUCCGGCAGAGUUUCAUUCGACCCUGGCGCCGAAACUUACUUCGUGAGCGGUGGGCGAGGGGCUGUCGAGUGCGUUCAGUUGACUCCUUCCCAUCAUUGCUCUUGUGGUGCUAGGGAUCGCUGCAAGCAUAUCAUUGCUGCGCUUCUCGAGAGCCUUUGUUUUGAAGAUGAAUCCGAAGAUAGAAGUAUCUUCAGCAGCCAUAGCAAAAAGAAACUCCCAGUUCUCCAGUCAACCACAUUAGAUCUACAGUUUGAAGAUGAUGAAGAAUUUGGACAUGAAGAAACCGUGUUCUUGGAGCCUAGCUUUGACGUAGACCUUUAAUUUCAAUAACACGUUCUGGCUUUUACCUUCUGAGUGAUUCUGAGAAUUUUUUUCUACAUGAACUUCUUCAAUUUUGAUAGACCACGAUUUAUUGUUAUUGUAUGGAUUGAUUUAAUAAGUGUCUGUUUCAUUGCCACAUUUUUUCGCAACUUGACUUCCCAAAAUUUCUGUCCUAUGAACAGAUGUGAAAAGCUUAAUAGUAAGUAUUUCGCGAAAAUUUCUCUUGUAAAAUUCUUGUAGCCUUCUUGUAGAGUAGUAGUGUAAAUAUGUGUAUAUCGAAAAAGCUGAAAUUUUCAUUACACAUUGCAACUUUCUGCCAUAUAUAAAAACUUAGAGGACUUAAGUAGUCCGCUGUUCGUAGGUUUAGUUUCUUAGCGUUUCUUUGAUUACUUCUCAGUGGCUCAACGGAAGCUAUCAAGUUACCAGACUUAGUUGAGAGGAACCAUUCAACUGAAAAUUAGAAGACAAUUUAAAGUGUAGCUUGCAUGUCUAGCUAUGUAUAAAUGUGUUUGGUUAUAUUACCCAACAUAUAUAAAUGUUGGGUUGCUGUUAGAUGCACUCUACUAGUAACAUGUGUUGGCAUUAUCUACGUUUUACAAUGAAUCGUUCAUGUUAACUUACUAUGCUUCGGAUUAGGUUUUCAAUUAAUUUUUGCGAGCCGUUAAAAGGAAACUUAAUUUUUUUUAUGACUGGAAUAAUUCGAUUUAAGGUCGAUGAUUUGACAUGUUUAAUUACUGUUUGUUUUUGAGUCUCAAUGAUGAGAAAUUUAAUUAUUACAUCCAGAAUAACUUAUAAUCCUGUGGUGUCUCUUACGUUUUUAUUGAUAAUAUAUAAUUGAUUCGGUUUCUAGAACGACUUCGAAAAUAAAAGAGAAAUAAUUUAACUUUAUUUUCAGUCUAUUUUCUUGUCUGCAAUUUGGCAGGAAAUUAGUAGGUGUCGAUUUCAAUGCUACUUAAUAUCUUCAAUUUUAUUGUUAAUUACAGUUUCGUCUCCUGCAACACUUCAGAUCAAGGGAAUACGAUCAUUGACUAUUUCCUGCAUCACGGGUUUGAUAGAGGGCUCACGUGACUGCUUUUGUCGUUUUUGUUUCCCAAUUUAGUGUAACAGUCUAAAGUUAAUGUUUUCUACGCGUUUUUCUUUAAUACGAGUACGUUUCUUCCCACCAACUGAAAUGAUUAUAGAAAACCAUUGUCUGGCUAGUGCUCUCCUCUAUGAGAGAAUGACUAUGUAUAUAAAAAUUAUCCUUGGACACCGUCGCUCUCAACACCGGUUUCUAUUCAUGUAAGUCAUUGAAGUUUUCCUCGUGGGAGUGAUGCUCUAUAUUAAAAAAAAAAAAACAAAAUUUGUACCGAAAUUGUCAUAUUUGUUUACAUUUACAGCCAUUUCAUCUAGAGGACAGGUUUUCAAUUCGCCGAAAUUUUUUCAGAUUUUUGAAAGAUUUUUGUUGCUUUAGCACGGACUCUGUUUUUGGUAUGUAUUGUUGCUGUAUAUUCAGCUGUCGAAUAACCAAUCUUGUGUAAUUAUGGAUUUGCCGUGGCACAAUUUAAAAUUACAUUAUGUUCAGUUUCUGCAAUCGAAAUGACUUGAAGGCUCAGCUUUUACUUUGAGCUAGAUAAAGGUUUCAUAAUUUAAACUAAUCUUACACUCUCGCUUCUCGAAAUAAUGUACAAGCUUCUAAAAUACAUUGGUUUAUCUCC